Messenger RNA from Rhipicephalus sanguineus (brown dog tick), 1004 nucleotides. RefSeq names its product importin subunit beta-like. The transcript is spliced from 6 exons. Gene Ontology annotation, biological process: protein import into nucleus. Gene Ontology annotation, cellular component: nucleus; cytoplasm. Gene Ontology annotation, molecular function: nuclear import signal receptor activity; protein binding. NCBI's taxonomy places the organism in Eukaryota, Metazoa, Arthropoda, Arachnida, Ixodida, Ixodidae. The record is from RefSeq and is a predicted model, not a curated record. The coding region runs from base 57 to 1004 and encodes 315 amino acids.
GGUUGCUUGCUGGAGGGACCUGACCCUGCCAUCUGAAGCCUCUCGUGGAGCAGGCAAUGCCCACACUCAUUGAGCUUAUGUGCGACCAAAGUGUGGUGGUGCGUGACACAGUGGCCUGGACUAUAGGGCGUGUCUGUGAGAUUAUCCCCGAGGCAGUGGUUGCUGAAAACUACCUGGGUCCUUUGCUCCAGGCAUUGGUGAAAGGACUGGGUGCCGAACCUCGAGUUGCUGCCAAUGUCUGCUGGGCUUUCAACAGCUUGGCGGAGGCAGCGUUUGAAGCUGCAGACACUCCUGGUGAUGGAUCAGAGCCAGAAACUUACUGCCUGUCGGAAUACUUCGAAGUUAUAGUGUCAAAGCUUUUGGAGACAACAGAAAGGGCUGAUGGGGGCCAGGCAAAUCUCCGAAGUGCGGCGUACGAAGCUCUUAUGGAGCUCGUGAAGAACUCUCCACGUGACUGCUACGUGUGGGUGCAGCGCACAACUAUGAUCAUCUUGGAGCGGCUGCAGCACGUGCUCGCCCUGGAGGGCCACAUCCAGAGCAGCUCCGACCGUGCUCAGUACAACGACCUGCAGUCGCUGCUGUGUGCUACAUUGCAGAGUGUGCUGCGCAAGAUGACCCUGGAGGAUGCUCCGAAGAUCUCUGAUGCCGUGGUUGCGGCCCUGCUGCAAAUGUUCAGUUCAAGCAGUGGUCGUGCGGGCGGAGGUGUGCAGGAGGAUGCGCUCAUGGCGGCAUCUACUCUUGUUGAAGUUCUGGGUGAGAAGUUUGUCAAGUACAUGGAAGCCUUCCGGCCUUUCCUUGCCAUUGGUCUGAAGAACCAUGCAGAAUAUCAGGUGUGCUCAGCUGCUGUGGGUCUGACAGGGGACAUCUGCAGGGCUUUGGGAUCUCAGGUCCUUCCUUUCUGUGAUGACGUCAUGACAAUGCUGCUGGAAAACUUAGGGGUGAGUGCGCGCGGCAAUUUUUUAAAGGACUGUGCUCUGACUCUUGCGCACGUACGCUUCGAAUAG